GUACAUACAUACGUGCCACGAGGUUAGCACCGUUAUUUCGGACUGUAUUUUUUCCAACUUUUUACUUGCUACUCAUAUCACUACAUCACUAACAAAUUAGUUGAUUCGAUAUAUAUUUCUUCGUACAAGACGUUAAAAAUGGUGUUUUAAAGAGCAGUAGAUGAUAAUUUACUAUACUAUUGAGACACAAGAAUACAGAAACAUCGAUAAGUAAAUCCCAAUUUAGACACAUAUCUUGAAGGCAGUGUCAAUUAGAGGGAGAAGUACAUUUUCUUACCUUCGUGACGUUUUUGUAACAAUCAUGGGUUGAAGUGGGUAAUCGUUUGGUACAUAAUCCAGUCAACAAUAUCAUCGCAAAUGGAAGUCAUGCCAGUUAAUCCACUCAGUAUCAUUCUGGUAAAGAGCGAUAGUAAAGGAGACAGAAUGCUCUUCCGUUAUCCACAUGCAGCGAAUCACGAACGCGACUCCAGUCAGUUUACUAACAGAAAAAAUCCCUACUCUUUACUUACCGGAGAUGAUUUAUUACAGAAAUUCUGUGUUUCAAACUACUACAAGGAUAGAAAGUGGAAUUUGUUUCAAGUCCGCACCGCUUCAAACAUCGAACAGCAAUGGAAAUCUUCCUGGUUUUUCGGAUGAUGUCUUAUCCACGUUAUUUGCCGUUAAACCAGAGUUAUGCGAAUUGAAAUUUGAACUGAAAGUGAACAAUGUACGCUUCAUUGGGCAUCCCACUCUUCUUCAAUCUCGAAAAUUAAGAGAAAUCAAUUCAUCGAUGCUGUUUAGUGUGGUAUUUGCUUUAAAUUGUCAAACUAGUCACUGUAUAGUCAGGUGCUACUACGAUUUGAGCAAAAGACUGGGCAUAGCAUUACGACAUGAAGAAAAGAGAUGCGGUUUUCUGACUGAGGAAAUAAAAAUGAUGGCUUCUACUCAUGACGAAGUUGCUGCCAGAUCAGAGGAAGAAAGCGAUUGCGAAGAGUCUCCAUAUGAGGUUAUACUGCAAAAAAGCUUGCUUGCUCGAGAUUUGAAAUCUGUGUUUGAUAGUUUAUGCGCUUCGGGAAUGGUCAAUGUAACAAUAAACAAUUGGAUUCAAGUAAGCUUUUGCUUUCCACAAAAAGUGCAUCAUUCUCAUAAGAAGGGUUUUAUAAUGAAUCCAAGGAUUAUUAAAAGGUGCUUAAACAGUUUAAGGCCAUACCAUGGACUGCUUCUCCUGACAGAACCACUGGAAUUGCUUCAGUCGUUGCCAGCAGACUCGGCUCCUUCCCUGAGACGGCUCAUUCAAAUGUACAAUCCUUUGAAAAGUCUGCAGUCAUUAGCAGCAGACUCUAAUCUAACAUUGGCUCAUAUUUUUGAACUAACUGGACAUUUAGUUUAUUGGGCUAAAGCUACUAUAAUUUAUCCACUUUGUGAGAGCAAUGUUUACGUCAUAUCUCCAGAUGCAGUUGUAACAGCCCAGAUGUUGGAUGAAUUUUCAGAACAGUUUCCUGGACUAUGUUUAUUGCAGGUCCUGAGUGAAUUUUCUUUACCAACAUCAAUUAGUCACAAAUUGAAUCCUUUGAAUCUACCUCAACAACAAUCACAGUUGGUAAAGAUAAUAAUGUGGUUACUCAAGAAUCAUUUUUUAAUACAGUUACAUACUUAUAUACAGUAUAUGCCCACGGAUUAUGGACAAUCAUCUUUGGAAAGUAAUUACCAAGUUACGGAAAAUCCAACUACUUUAGAGGAAAGUGAUGGCAUAUGGAAUCUCAUUGAUACCUCUAGACGAAUGCCAAUGAGUUUUAAGUCAGAAGUAACGGUACCAUCUCACGAACAGGAAAAUUUCUUCAAGUAUCAAGUAGAUAAUUUUACAGUGCCAACCGAUGACAUGAUAUUGAUGGACAAGCUUUGCAGAUUAGGAUAUUUUGACGGUAGCCACCAUUUGGAAGAAAUCAUGUAUUUAGAGAACAUUCGAAGAUCCCAAUUAUUACAAAUACUGGACAAGUUUCGUGAUGUAUUGAUUACGUGUGAAAGCGAAGAUCCAGCUAUUGCGUUGUUUCAUUCUCGUGUAGGUUCCGAAUGAUUUGCAUAUACUGCAAAAUAAUGUAUCUACAUCUGUCACACAAUCAAAGUUAUGGACAAUUCUAACCUCUAGGAGUGAUGUUUGGAACUGGUUCCCAUUUUCUAUUUAUUUUUCUAAAUAAACAGUUGCUCUCUACGA
This is a messenger RNA of Orussus abietinus, 2191 nucleotides long. It is a transcript of the gene Nprl3, whose product is annotated as GATOR complex protein NPRL3. Gene Ontology annotation, cellular component: GATOR1 complex. Gene Ontology annotation, biological process: positive regulation of autophagy; TORC1 signaling; cellular response to amino acid starvation. The record is from RefSeq and is a predicted model, not a curated record. Bases 443 to 2053 code for a protein of 536 amino acids. NCBI's taxonomy places the organism in Eukaryota, Metazoa, Arthropoda, Insecta, Hymenoptera, Orussidae. The transcript has 8 exons.